CGUUCUCUAUUUCUCUCCCUCUGCUAUGUCCCCUCUCCCACCCAUCCCCCAACCAUUCUGUAGAAUUAAGUUCAAACAUGACAUUAAUGGUUAGUACAAGUGUCACCCAGAUGAACCAUCCUGUUGGUUUUUCAUAGCUCCCAGAACUUAUUUAUUCAUUACUGCAGCAGAGUGGCACAGUCAUUUGGAGCGACUGCCAGCUGGGGGUGAGGAAGACCCAUAUGUGUGGAGAUACAGCCAGGUCCAAGUCAGAAUUCCGGCCACUGAAAGGAUAAUCUGGAAAUUCUAAAGUAGGAUGUCCUCCUGACCUACUGCACAUGCCCCACCUCUUACAAGAUUAGGUAGUUGCUCCAUGGGGGCUGAUGGCACUGACCAGAAGAUCAAGAUGCUGAAUAUACAGAACGCAGCUUGGGGCAGCCGACAGGAUUGGUACCAAGACAGUCUAGUGACGGGACAGCCCAGUACAGAUAGCUGUCAGCAGCUGGACAGCAGUCUAGACUCAGAACAUCAGACUGGGGCGGUGAACGAUGACCUGGAUGACUCACAGAUUCGACUACAGUUGAAGCGUAAACUCCAACGCAACCGCACAUCCUUCACUCAGGAGCAGAUUGAGGCACUCGAAAAAGAAUUUGAACGGACGCACUACCCCGAUGUCUUUGCCAGGGAAAGAUUAGCAGCAAAGAUUGAUCUGCCUGAAGCUCGCAUCCAGGUUUGGUUCUCAAACCGCCGAGCCAAAUGGAGACGAGAAGAAAAACUACGUAACCAGAGGCGCCAGGCAGGCAGCGCGUCCAGCCAUCUUUCUAUCAACAGUUCUUUCUCCAACAGUGUUUACCAGUCCAUGCCGCCACCCAGGACCCCAGCCUCUUUUGUCACGGGAUCGAUGCUAAGCCGAAGUGAAGCAGCUAUAACCAACAGCUAUGGUUCUUUGCCACCUCUGCCAAGUUUUACCAUGCCAAACAACCUACCCAUACAGCCAGUGGCAAGCCAGACGUCCUCCUAUUCCUGCAUGAUACCACCAAGCCCCUCAGUGAGCGUCCGCAGUUAUGAUGCCUAUACAUCUUCUCAGCUUCAGACACACAUGAAUAACCAGAGCCUGGGAUCCAGCGCUGGAGGUUCUACAGGUCUGAUCUCUCCCGGAGUUUCUGUUCCUGUACAAGUACCAGGAGGAGACCCAGAUCUCAGCCAGUACUGGCCCAGACUCCAGUGAAGAACAUGGGACUUUUGUUGAUGAGACUGAAGAAAGCCACCAUAUUGCCAGAAACACUGGAAAUAUCAUUGAUUUGGCCAAAUGGAUUUUGGUGAUUGAUCAGCAGCAGAAUCUAGCCAUCUCUCAAUCAACAAAUAUAUACAACAAACCUAAAACUUUCUUCUCAGUUCAAUACCAACUAAAAAUACUAACAAGACAACCUCAGGUCACCAGACCUCAGCAAGGACUUUUUUUUAAUAUAAAAGGGAACAGACUUUCCAAGUGUAUAAGUCAGUUUUUCUAAAGCUACUUGUUUAUCAAGCUUGAAAAUCAACUGUACUAUAAUUAAAACAAUUAUUAAUACUGUGGCUUAUCAACAAGUCAAAAAAAAAAAGAACUUCAUGCAAAUUCAAAAAACGAUCUUUACAGUGACAUUGGUGGGGAGAUCACCUUUCCAGACAUGACAGCAGCCACUCAGCUUUUCAUCUGAGCUUCUUAUUGCACCAUCUCAAGUGAUUGCUACAUAUAUUGCUAUUGGGGAUCCUUCACAACGAGGGUAACAUGGAAAUGCUCAAGAAUAAAUUUCCAAAUUAUCUGUCUCCUAGUAGAUUGUCCAUAAGAAUGUAUGGAUAAUCCCUUCUGCAAAGUUUUCAUCAUUUCCAGAAGAAUUGAGAGAACACUGAUGCAUCAGGAAUAGAUAGAGGUGCACAUCACUUGACACCUGCUAUAGAAACUUGUGUGCUGCCUGGUGGGACAUUCUCAAGACAUGGGAGGUGUGGGGUGUGGAAGAAUAUACAGUAUUGCAGAAUCAAGGACGUUGGGCAACAAUGCUUCUACACCUUCCCCAUCUCUCACCCACUGCAGGAUCAUUGAUCCUAAAUAUACAUAUUAACUUAAAUAUACAAUAACAGACUUGAGUUGUAUAAAUAAACAGUAAUAGAAAGACUUAAAUGCUUAUUUUUCCUGAGGAAAAUGCUGCCCCAGGUUUCCACCAGUCCUGGCCACAUGCCUGAUACCCUAGGCCAAACAAAGGGCCACUUUAUUGCCCUUCAGGCUUUAGGAGGGCCGGAUUGGGGCCAGCAAGGGAAGAAA
Rana temporaria (common frog) is the source of this 2278-nucleotide messenger RNA. RefSeq names its product paired box protein Pax-6-like. The transcript has 10 exons. Gene Ontology annotation, biological process: regulation of transcription by RNA polymerase II; anatomical structure development. Gene Ontology annotation, molecular function: DNA-binding transcription factor activity, RNA polymerase II-specific; RNA polymerase II cis-regulatory region sequence-specific DNA binding. Bases 353 to 1207 code for a protein of 284 amino acids. The record is from RefSeq and is a predicted model, not a curated record. Lineage: Eukaryota; Metazoa; Chordata; Amphibia; Anura; Ranidae.